AUGGCACCCAAGAUCGAAACCCUAGGUGGGUUGUCUUUCCUCCCAAUCAACCGUGCUCCUUACAGAGCGAGUAGCACUCCAAUCCACACUCGCGACGACAAUAUUCUCCUCUCGGAAACGAAAGGAAAAGACUCUGACCCGGAUCCCCAGGCGUCAUCCACGUGGCGCACUCUGGGAGCGUCAGUUUUCCUCGUUCUGGAAUCCAGCUCGUUUAGAGAUGGGAUAGAUAUUACGAAAGUGGAUAGAGCGAAUUGCGGCUCUACUCUCUUCGCUACGACGACGAGGGGAUAUUUGGGCGACGUGGCAACCUGUCAGAUCCCGCAUCUCCCGUGUAACACGUGUUCUCUGGGAACCCAAUCCAGAGAACCAAAGAGUUGGCAACGCCUGUUCGGCGUGUCCUUCAGAUCUGCGUCUCUAUAA
Prunus armeniaca (apricot) is the source of this 420-nucleotide messenger RNA. Lineage: Eukaryota; Viridiplantae; Streptophyta; Magnoliopsida; Rosales; Rosaceae. The record is from the annotation of a GenBank genome assembly.